AAACGCUUAAAUACCGUAACAUCGCUAAAGUCGACUCACGUUUCUUAUAUACCAUUUAAGCAUAAAUCGAUUAUUAAAUUAUUCAAGUUUGAAAAUCUAUUAAUCGAUUCUCAAUAGUAGUCUAAUCGAGUUUAAAAAAAUAAUAAUUAUUUAUUAUUUAAAACUCGACCAAACUAUAAUAAAAACGUUUAAAAAUUAAUCUAUUAUAUUUAAAUACAUCAAUUGCUAAAUGAAAUUGUAUAAUAUACUAAUGAAAAUGGAAAGACUUUCGUAAGGUUGCGUAACAUGUGACUACUCGAUAUCAAAACCGAAACCAAGCUGGAAUUAAUUCGUCUUUCGUCCGACAGAUGGCAGGAUAAUGAAAUGUAUUGAAAACAAUAGUUCACCUGUUACAGUUUUGUUAUCGGAAUGAAUGAGAACGGAAGCGAAAAUAUGACUGCAGGUGAGUCAAAGUUGAAAAUCGUAAAUCAGCCGAUAAACCGAAUAAGAUUCCGUUAUGGAACGGAGUGUGACUCGCACGGCGUUUUGAAAGGAAGAAAUUCUCACGGAAAUUCAAAAUCUUAUCCGACGGUCCACUUGGAAAAUUAUUUCGGUAAUGAAAACGUACAUAUUAAAGCGUCAUUGUAUACAAAUACCGAUCCGGCUAAACGCCAUGUUCAUAGAUUAAUAGGUCCUAACUGUAAAGACGGUGUGUGUACUUUAAUAUUAGACGAAAACAAAACGGCAGUCUUUCAAAAUAUCAGCAUAGAAUGCAUUGGAAAAAGAAGAGUGAAAGAUGUCAUUUAUGAACGGAAUUUGAAAGAAAUGGCAUUGGAUGUUGAACAAAUAAGAGAAAUUUCAAAGGAAGAAAGUAAAACGAUGGUUUCGCAAUUACAUGUGGUGAGAAUUUGUUUCCAGGCCGGAAUCGUAGAAGACGAAAAACCGGGUAAACCGUGGAGGCUCGUUUCUGAAGUUUACUCUGAUCCGAUAAUAAAUACUAAAGCGCCGGAUAGUAGCGAAUUAAAAAUUGUGAAAGUAAAUAAAAAUUCCGGAUCCUGUGCGGGAGGUGAUGUAAUUUUUCUACUGUGUGAAAAAGUUAAUAAAAGUGAUAUUAAAAUAAAAUUUUUUCAAGAAAUCGACGGGGAACGUGUAUGGGAAGAAGAAGGUUGCUUUACUGCUACGGAUGUUCAUCGUCAAUAUGCGAUUGUAUUCCGUACUCCGAGUUAUCGAUCGUCAGAUAUUGGUUAUCCCGUAGAAGUGAAAAUGGAAUUGUUUAGACCAUCGGACGGUGAGACCAGUGAGCCGAAGUUAUUUAUAUAUGAACCUUUACAGCAAAAUAAAAGAAAAAUCCCAGAUAUCCAAACUGCAAAGGUUUCAAACACAUUCAAUACAAUUUAUGAAGAAGAUAACAGAAAUAAUAAUUUUGAAGGAGAAACUGCUGAAAUAUCAUUAACUGCUGGCACCUGUAAAACAAAUGAAACUACAAAAGAAGAAACAUAUGUUAAAUCUCUACAUGAUGCAGAAGAAACUACACUACAAGAAGUUGAAGAGGAUAAUGAUGUCAGAAGUAUUUUAUCAAAUACUAAUUUUCAACUAAAUAAUGAAAAUACGAGACAAGAAUUGCCCAAUGUAUUAAAAGAAAAUUCGGCAGAUCCAUUUUUAGGUAUGAUUUGGGACGAAAGCGCAGAUGUUUGUAAUGUUCCAACCUGUUCAAAAUAUUUAAGUGAUGACAACGAUUUGUCCAGAUAUAAUGAAGAAUUAUUGCCAGAUUCAAUACAUAAUAGAAUAUUAAAAAUUAAUAUCAAAGAAACUUCACCAGAACAUAAUUAUUCUAAUUCGUUACACAAGGAAUGCUUUCAAGAGGAACUUUUCUUAAAAUUUGCUUUAAGGAUAUUAAAAGUACGCCAAUCUUUUUUAAUAACAAGAAAUAUUUAUCAUCUUUUUUCAGUAAUGCAUUCAAUAAUGAAAUUUUCAAAUAAUAAAGGAAAUAAUAUUCUUCAUUUGGCAAUAAUUAAUCAAACUAAAUAUCCAGAACUAUUAAACUGCUUAUUAAAACUUAUUAAAACAUUACCCAAGAUUUGUGUUAACAGUGUUAAUAGCUUUGAUCAGACCAUAUUGCAUUUAGCAAUUGAAAAUAAUGAAUUUUCAUUUAUUCAUAAAAUUCUGGAAGCUGGAUGUAAUCCAAAUCACAGGGAUAAAAAAGGAAAUACUGCUGUGCAUUAUACUGUGUUGUAUAAUGAAUCUAACUGUUUAAAAGAACUUAUAAAGUUUCAAAGUAAAUACAAUGUGGAUCUUAAUGUAUUGAACUCAGAAGGACUGUCUCCUCUUCAUUUAGCAAUGAAGAAUGGUAAUCUUAGACAAGUUGAAAUAUUGUGUACUGGAAACAUUAAUGUUAACAUUACUGACAGUGUAAAUGGAAAGACAGCAUUGCAUUAUGCUGUUCAGUUUUGUCCCGAAGCCAUUAAAGUUUUGCUAAAUCAUGCUAAAAUAAUUGUUCAUAUUAAAGAUUCUAAUGGGAAUACUCCAUUUCAUCUUGCACAUUAUCAUCAAUCACAUCUAGCACUAUCGCUAUUAAACAAACAAAAUAAAAUGCAGUUGAUAAAAAAUGUUGGAUUUGAAUCAUCUACAUUUUCUGCAGAUGAUGAAAAUACAACCAAAUUCAUUAAUAAGUUUAGGAAAAAUUUUAAUCCCAAAAAUAAUGAAUCUGCAUGUAACAAGAAUGCAUGGAUCGACUAUGACUUCGAAAACCGACAGAUUGCAUUUUUAGAGAAUUCCGUUUUUGAAAAAAUAUGUCAAUUAUUAGAUCCUCCAAAAGAAGGAUGGAAAAUUUUAGCAGAAUUCAUAAUAGAUAAAAAGUAUAUUGAAACUUUAGGAAAAUAUGAAAGUCCCACCAAAAAUUUAUUAAAACUAUUCAAAGGAAAUCUUCAAGAAUUUAGAACUAUCAUUCAUCUUGCUAAUUUGGAUGAAAUUAUGGAAAUUUUAAAAUAAGUUAUAUUGGGAUAAUAAUGUUUUUAUUAUAUGUCUACUGAUUAGCUUCUUAUCCCCCUUUUUUUUAAUAAUUAGUUCUCAUACACUGUUAUAUUCCAGUUAUUUUAGGGAUUAUCACACAAAAA
This is a messenger RNA of Centruroides sculpturatus (bark scorpion), 3092 nucleotides long. Its product is annotated as nuclear factor NF-kappa-B p105 subunit-like. Gene Ontology annotation, biological process: regulation of DNA-templated transcription; inflammatory response; response to cytokine. Gene Ontology annotation, cellular component: cytoplasm. The record is from RefSeq and is a predicted model, not a curated record. Bases 409 to 2967 code for a protein of 852 amino acids. Lineage: Eukaryota; Metazoa; Arthropoda; Arachnida; Scorpiones; Buthidae. Gene Ontology annotation, molecular function: protein binding; DNA-binding transcription factor activity; DNA binding. The transcript has a single exon.